AUGCCACAAAAUAAUUUUGUAGAACAACAUAUAAAAAAAUAUGGUAGACAACUUGAUUACGAAGUUAAAAAAUUAAAAAAAGAAGCGAGAGCUGAUGCUAUUUUAGGACGAAAAAUAAAAAAACUGCAUGGCAUUAAAGCUAAACUUUUUACUAAAAAAAGACGAAAUGAAAAGAUUCAACUUAAAAAAAAUCUUAAUAUUAAAGAAAAUAAAGACAAAAAUAUCAUCACUAAAGAUGAAAGUAAUCCCCUUCCACAUUUCUUACUUGAUAGAGAACUACAACAACAAGGAAAAGAACUUAAUAAUAAAAUUAAACAACAGAGACAAGAUAGAGCAGCAAAAUAUUCAGUACCCAUUUCAGAAGUAAAAGGGCUUACUGAAUCCGAGGUAUUUGGUGUUGUAGCAUCUGGAAAGCGUAAGUCUAAGCAUUGGAAAAGGAUGGUUACCAAGCCAUGUUUUGUUGGAAAUGAUUUUACUAGAAAACCGCCUAAAUAUGAAAGAUUUAUUAGACCUAUGGCACUAAGAUUUAAGAAAGCACAUGUGUCACAUCCAGAACUAAAAACUACAUUUUGUUUACCAAUUAUUGGACUUAAGCAAAAUCCACAUUCAGAUGUUUUUACGAAUCUAGGGGUUUUAAGUAAAGGAACGAUUAUUGAAGUAAAUGUAAGCGAACUGGGAAUCGUCAAUGCACAAGGGAAUAUCACAUGGGGUAAAUAUGCGCAGAUUACGAAUAAUCCGGAAAAUGAUGGAUGUAUAAACGCAGUAUUAUUGGUUUAA
Vairimorpha ceranae is the source of this 777-nucleotide messenger RNA. RefSeq names its product tgf beta-inducible nuclear protein 1. Gene Ontology annotation, biological process: maturation of 5.8S rRNA; maturation of LSU-rRNA. NCBI's taxonomy places the organism in Eukaryota, Fungi, Microsporidia, Nosematidae. The transcript has a single exon. Gene Ontology annotation, cellular component: preribosome, large subunit precursor; nucleolus. The coding region runs from base 1 to 777 and encodes 258 amino acids. The record is from RefSeq and is a predicted model, not a curated record.